Molecule: messenger RNA, 912 nt
Organism: Phyllostomus hastatus (greater spear-nosed bat)
Lineage: Eukaryota; Metazoa; Chordata; Mammalia; Chiroptera; Phyllostomidae
Product: proline-rich receptor-like protein kinase PERK2
Exons: 6
Coding region: 1-912 (303 amino acids)
Source: RefSeq, a predicted model, not a curated record
AUGGAGAUCCUGGACGAGUUCGACCGCGAGUUCCCUCAGAGUGUGACCUUCUGCCAGCUCAUCUCCGAGGAGGACUUCGAGAGGCAGGCGACGACUUACACAGAGCGCGCACUGCGCCGCCUCUUCCGUAGCCUGGACCGCAACCCAGCGCUGGCGGAGAGGGUGGUGCGCAAGAGCAAGCAGGCGGAGUGCGAGCAGCGCGGGCUUCUCUCCUUCCUCUGGGCCAAGUUCUUCUGCGCAGUCCAGGGGGAGCUGAACUGUUGCAACAGCAUGGGCGCCCAAGAGAUGCACCAGCGCCUGCAGCACCUGAAGAGGAGCAUCCACCGCGUGCACCUGUACUCCCAGGAUGCCAAGAAGAAGAAAAGGAAGCCUAAAGUGAAGAAACCGGAACCCAUCCUCUUGCGGGACCAGUCAACCUCCCCAUGCCUGCCACCAACACCGCUGCCACCUCCGCCGUUGCCACCACCUGCCACCACCACAGCCUCUGCGACAGCCCCACCACCCCCUGUCUACGCUAUGCCAAGGGUCUUUGGCCCCUUUCCUCCACUGCCUAGCAAGUCGGUGGAGAAGAUGGAAGUUUCCAGUUCUGAGAUGAAACUAAACUGGACUGGCCUGUCAUCAAACCGAAAGAGCCACAUGGUUGAUCUGACCCCCCUGGUCCUCAACCCUGGGGGCUUCCAUUUCUCGUACCUGCCUGGAAACAGUGUGCACAAACUCCAUUGCCCUGGCUUCCCCUGGACUGCAUCCUGUAGUGACCCCCCCAACACCGAGGAGACACCAGCCCCUCCUGUGAAGGCCUCCAUUUUCACUCCACCUGUCCUGCUCAAGUUCCAGCCUGUGCCUACAUGUAAAGAUGACUCAGAGAAUGACCCUGGCAGUGCAGAGUCUGUGCCCCAAAAGAAGAGCCCAUAA